AUGCACUUCACCGGCGUCGCCUUGUCCCUCGCCGCCGCCGCCUUCGUCAAGGCCGACCUCCGACUCGACAACGACGACAUUCCCAGCCAGUGCCAGGCCGUCUGCCGCCCAAUCUACGACCUCGGCCGGGCCUGCGAGGUUGACGAUGACCGGAUCAACGACGACCUCACCGAGGGCCGUCUCGAGGCCCAGUGCGUCUGUACCAACAACAGCAUCAACGUCUCCCAGUACGCCGCGCUCUGCGCCAGCUGCAUGGACCAGAAUGUCCGUGACCGGGAUGACCUGGAUGACAUCAACGAUAUCCUGAGAACCUGCGGCUUCGCCAGCACCUCCUACGCCUCCACUGCCUCUUACGCCUCCUCCACCCCGUCCGUCUCAGCGGCGCGCCCCACUAACUCGGCCCAACUCACCACCACCAUAACUCCCGGCUCCGGCGGCGGCGGAGCUACUUCCCCGACCCAGACCCCCGCUUCCGGCUCCGGCAACAAUAACGGCGGCAGCAGCUCCACCCCGGCCCCCAACGCUGCGGGUCUCGUGUCACCUCAAGGUCUUGGUGUGCUUGGUGCCGCCGCCAUCGGCGCUUUCUUCUUGUAA
This is a messenger RNA of Colletotrichum orchidophilum, 594 nucleotides long. RefSeq lists its product as uncharacterized. Lineage: Eukaryota; Fungi; Ascomycota; Sordariomycetes; Glomerellales; Glomerellaceae. The coding region runs from base 1 to 594 and encodes 197 amino acids. The record is from RefSeq and is a predicted model, not a curated record. The transcript has 2 exons.